Messenger RNA from Coccinella septempunctata (seven-spotted ladybird), 844 nucleotides. Its product is annotated as vesicle transport protein GOT1B. NCBI's taxonomy places the organism in Eukaryota, Metazoa, Arthropoda, Insecta, Coleoptera, Coccinellidae. Gene Ontology annotation, biological process: retrograde transport, endosome to Golgi; endoplasmic reticulum to Golgi vesicle-mediated transport. The transcript has 5 exons. Gene Ontology annotation, cellular component: membrane; endoplasmic reticulum. The coding region runs from base 241 to 663 and encodes 140 amino acids. The record is from RefSeq and is a predicted model, not a curated record.
GUUUUCAUUUUCAAUGAAUUGAAAUAAUAAACAAGAAUGGAGGGAAGAUGAUCCAGGCUUAAUUUGAUUGUAAUUUAUUCAAUACGAAAGCUGAGUAUUCUAACAGAUUAUACUUGAUUAAUUUAUUUCGGAAAGCACAUUUAAGAUCGUUUCAACAGCUGAUCCCCAUGAACUAUUUGUAUUUUGUAUGACGUGGUUCAUUCUAUACAUAUAGGGUUCGCUUCUUCAAAUUAUUCAAAAAUGUUUGAAGUAUCGGAUGCCCAGAAGUUUGGAGUUGGUUUGGCUGGAUUUGGGAUUUCCUUUAUUUUUGUUGGAAUUCUUCUAUUUUUUGAUAGAAGUCUUUUGGCCUUAGGAAACUUCUUAUUUAUUGCUGGAUUAACAUGUGUUAUUGGUCCUCAAAGAACCCUGAGAUUCUUCUUUCAACGACAUAAAAUAAAAGGAGCAUUAUCAUUUUUUGCUGGAGUAACUCUCAUUUUGAUGAGGUGGGCUUUUAUUGGCAUGAUUUUAGAAAUUUAUGGGUUUUUCCUUUUAUUCAGUGGUUUCUUCCCAGUGGCCAUAAACUUCCUGAGAAGAGUACCUGUACUAGGAACACUUUUAAAUUUACCUGGAUUAAGUAUGAUAUUAGAUAAGUUAGCUGGUGAUGCUGGUAGAACAAGAGUAUGAACUUUAUGCAGGUGUAUUUUGAGUGAAGUACCUAAAUGAGUGUGAACUUUGAGGAGAAGAAAUUCCAAUAUAGGAAUAUUCUACUGUGAAACUGUAUUAUAAUGAAUUGGGAAAGUUCUUCAAGUUGGAUUUUUUAUUGUUAUUAAUUUUUAUUCUGUUGAUAUAAACACUAUAAUCUUUC